Messenger RNA from Capsicum annuum, 5683 nucleotides. RefSeq names its product E3 ubiquitin-protein ligase SPL2-like. Gene Ontology annotation, molecular function: ubiquitin-protein transferase activity. The transcript has 2 exons. The record is from RefSeq and is a predicted model, not a curated record. The coding region runs from base 202 to 672 and encodes 156 amino acids. NCBI's taxonomy places the organism in Eukaryota, Viridiplantae, Streptophyta, Magnoliopsida, Solanales, Solanaceae.
CUCCCGCCUGAUUUUCUCUACUAACUUUUCCCCAAAACCAAUGGUGAGAUAAUCAGAUAAUUAACUCCCAAAUAACUUGUUUCCAACACCUGAUAUUCCGACUGUGCGAAGGGGCUAUUUGCGUUAUACAUAACAAAUUUUCUCAUACUAACUAUCAACUCUAAAAUUUGAUUUUCCUCCUCCGACGAAGAAUCCAAAACCAUGUCAAUACACGAUCAAGCGGCGGCGGCCGUGCUAUCCCAAAUAGCUACGGCAGCCGACGGCGCACUAAUCGGCAUAGCCCUAGCAUACGCCGCCGUACGUAGUAUUCUCAAGUACAAGGCCAACUCUUCUUCCCUACACAAAAUCAACGACGCACCCUAUCUAACUGUCUCCGAUCUCCGUUCGUUAGUGAAUUCGGAAAGUUCUGAUGACGGUGAGGUUGUUAUUGUUAGAGGUACUGUUGAAGCGAAAUCGGCUGUUGAAGGUAAUUGGAAGAGCUUGAGACCGAAUAAUGUUUUGUCUUCUCACAAUUCUGCUGAAAAAGGCGUUGUGUUGCAACGUACUCAAACGCUAGCUCCUCCGAAUUCCACUCUUCCUCCAACAUUGCUAUUCCCUACACCACGUCAAUCCACGAUCAAGCAGCCGUCGCCGUGCUAUACAAAAUAUCUUCGGCGGCUGACAGGGCACUAAUCAGCAUAGCCCUAGCAUACAUCUCCAUACGCAGUAUUCUCAAGUACAAAUCCAACUCUUCUUCCCUACACAAAAUCAACAACGCAAGUAUCUAAUUGUCUCCGAUCUCCGUUCUUUAGUGAAUUCAGAAAGUUCUGAUGACGGUGAGAUUGUUAUUGUUAGAGAUACUGUUGAAGCGAAAUCUGCUGUUGAAGGUAAUUGGAAGAGCUUGAGACCGAAUAAUGUUUUCUCAUAAUUCUGCUGAAAAAGGCGUUGUGUUGCAAUGUACUCAAACGGUAAAUUUUCUGUUCUUUUCGUCAAUAUUACGUGUGAAGUAUUGCUGUUUUUUGAGUUUCAUACCUUGAUUGUGGUUGAUAAUUUAUUAUAAUAGAGCUUAGCUAGUCGGCAUAGCCCUAGCGUACGUUGCCGUACGUAGUAUUCUUAAGUACAAAGCCAACUCUUCUUCCCUACACAAAAUCACGAUCUCCGUUUGUUAGUUAAUGGCAAUUCUGAAAGUUCAACUGAAAGUGAGAUUGUGAUUGUUCGGUACAGUUGAAGCGAAAUCGGCGUAUCACGUUUUUUCUUCUUAUAAUUCUGCUGAGAAAGGCAUUGCGUUGCAACAUACUCAAAUGGUUAUUUUUUCUGGUAUUUUUGUUUGAUUUUAGUGUUAAAUGGUCAAAAAUUGCACGUGAAGUAUCCUCAAUUUUUCGAGUUUCGUACCUCAAACCUCAAUUGUCAUUGACAAUUUAUUUAUUAAAAUAAGGCUUAGCUAUGAAUUGUUCACUUUUUUUAGUUGAACGAUCAGUUGUUCACUUUUCCGACCUAAAUGAUUGGUUCUUGUUCACUUUCGAACCUAAACAAUCACUUGUUCACUUUUCUGACCUAAACAAUCAAUUGUUAAUUAAUGUGAAUUCUGAAACUUCCAAUGACGAUAAGGUUGUUAUUGUUAGAGGUAUGAUUGAAGCGAAAUCGGCUGUUGAAGGUAAUUGGAAGAGCUUGAGUGCAAGUGUUUUAUCUUCUCAUAAUUCUGCUGAGAAAGGCGUUGUAUUGCAAUGUACUCAAACGGUAAUUGUUCUAUUAUUUUGUUUGCCGCUAGUGUUAAAUAGUCAAAAAUUGCACGUGAAGUAUCCCGAUUUUUCGAGUUCCGUACCUCAAACCUCAAUUGUCAUUUAUAAUUUAUAUUAAAAUAAAGCUUAGCUGUGAAUUGUUCACUUUUUUUAGUUGAACGAUCAGUUGUUCACUUUUUCGACCUAAAUGAUUAGUUGUUGUUCACUUUCUAAUAUGAACGAUCACUUGUUCACUUUUCUGACCUAUACGAUCAAUUGUUAAUUAAUUUGAAUUGUGAAAGUUCCGAUGACAGUGAGGUUGUUAUUGUUAGAGGUAUGAUUGAAGCAAAAUCUACUGUUGAAGGUAAUUGGAAGAGUUUGAUUGCAAAUGUUUUAUCUUCUCAUAAUUCUAUUAUUUUGUUUGCCGUUAGUGUUAAAUAGUCAAAAAUUGCAUGUGAAGUAUGCCAAUUUUUCGAGUUUCAUACCUCGAACCUCAAUUGUCAUUUACAAUUUAUUAAAAUAAAGCUUAGCUAUGAAUUGUUCACUUUUUUUUGUUGAACGAUCAGUUGUUUACUUUUUCGACCUAAAUGAUUAGUUGUUGUUCACUUUCUGAUCUAAACGAUCAAUUGUUCAUUUUUCUGACCUAAACGAUCAAUUGUUAAUUAAUUUGAAUUCUGAAAGUUCUGAUGACGGCGAGGUUGUUAUCGUUAGAGGUAUGAUUGAAGCAAAAUCUGUUGUUGAAGGUAAUUGGAAGAGUUGAUUGCAAAUGUUUUAUCUUCUCAUAAUUCUGCUGAAAAGGCAUUGUAUUGCAAUGUACUCAAACGAUAGUUGUUCUAUUAUUUUUGUUUGCCGUUAGUGUUAAAAAGUCAAAAAUUGCUCGUGAAGUAUCCCCUUUUUUUGAGUUUCAUACCUUAAAAUAGAGCUUAAUUAUCAAUUGCUCACUUUUCCGACCUAAAUGAUCAAUUGUUCACUUUUUUCUAGUUGAAUGAUCAGUUGUUCAUUUUUUUCCCACCCGAACGAUCAGUUCACUUUUGCUAGCGGAAUGUUCAAUUGUUUCCUUUUCCUACAUGAGUUAUCAAUUGUUCACUUUUUACUAGCUUACCAUCGAUUGUUCACUUUUCCCACUUGAACGAUCAAUUGUUCACUUUUCCUAGUUGAACUAUUAAUUGUUCAGUUUUGCAAUAUGAAUGAUCAAUUGUUCACUUUUCUGACUUGAAAUAUCAAUCAUCAUUGUUAAAGGUAGCAAAAAUGAACAAUUAAUAGUUGAGAUGUGUUAUGAGAAAUAGUUGUUAAUAGUUUAGGUAUGAAACUUACACACUUCAUAGUUUAGGUAUGAAACUCGAAAAACUGGAAUACUUUAGGUGUGUUUUUACCCUUCAAUUUAGUUCUAAGUUAUAUUCAAAGUUCAAACCUUUUGGUACGUCUUAAUUGUUAUUAGGGAACAUGAUAAUUAGUUAUAGUUGUUUGAAACUUGAAAGUCUGAGCAAAAUUACUUAAUUUAUCCGAUAUUCUCAUGCUUUGAUUUAUUGAACAUUUUGAUAACCGUAUUGUCCGGGUCAGUUUGCCAUAUCUUGACUAAUUCCACGAGAUAUGUGUCACCUCCCUCUAGCAGAAGGUAUCAAGCAAUUCUGUUGACCAAGACUAGAACAGAGAAUGAGAAGAAAUCACCUAGUGCUUUGUCUCUAUUGGGAGUUGAACUUAACUUUCUGGUUCUCAACCCACGUCAUUGAUCACUUAGGCCAUACAUUGGGUGCUCCUUAUGUUUUUUAGGCAAAUGUAUAUAUGUCCAACAAGAAUAGUGAAAUCACACAAAAUGAGGUCAGGAAGGGUAAAGUGCAUGCAAACCUCUUACCUUUACCUUCCAAUGCUCUUUUGAAAAGACCCUCGGCAUAAGAGAAACAAAUCAAAGUAGUAAUUGAAAACGGAAAAUGAUAGUGAAUGAAAAAUAUGACAACUAAUAUGAAAGUAGUAUGGAGCAUAUAUACAAGGAACCGUAACGUAUAACAAGUUGCAAUCAUUUAAACACAGUGAACAAUGUAUGAUAGCGGAGACUAAAAGCUAAUGACUACAUAAGUAGACUAAUCUUACAAGACACAGUGAUCUAGACUACCAUCAAGCUAAAAAACUACAAGAAUAAACUAUUACCAAGACAACAACCGACUACCUGACCUCCAGACCCUCUUAUCUAAGGGCAUGUCCUCGGUAAGAUGAUGAUGCACCAUAUCCUGUCCCGUCUAAUCGCAUCUUUUCAAGACUUCCUUGGCCUACGUCUGCCUCUCCACGUCCUCACUACAUCCAACCACUCCAGCAGCCUCCUUACUGGGAUUUCUGCACAUAUCUUCUUCACAUGUCCAAACCAUCUCAGUUUCCUUUCCCUCAUCUUAUCCACCACAGAGGUCACUCCUACUUUGUUUUGAAUAUCCUCAUUCCUAAUUCUCUCGCCUUUUGUACGCCAUACAUCGAUCUCAACAUCUUCAUUUUAGCCACUUGCAUCUUCUGAAUAUUAGAGUUCUUGACUGGCCAACACUCCUUCCCAUACAACAAAGCCGAUUUAACCGCCGCUCUAUAGAAUUUUCUGUUUAAGUUUUGCUGGUACCUCUCAUCUCACGCAAGCCUUCUGAGGCAAGCCUCCACUUUAUCCAUGCUGCACCAAUAUGACGUGUGAUAUCAUCGUCGAUCUCCUUAUUCCUUGGAUCAGAGACCCUAGAUACUUGAAUCGUUUGGCAACAGUUUGUGUAUCAAGUCUCACUUUUACGCUUGCCUCAUGCAUAACAUCACUGGAUUUACACUCCAAACUCUGUUUUGGUCCUACUUAACUUGAGCUCUUUAGCCUCCAUAGUGUGUUUCCUCACUUCCAACCUAUCGUUAACUCCGUCGCAAAAAUGUUGUCUGCAAAUAACAUACAUCAAGCACCCAAGGGUGUGGCCUAGUGGUUCAAUGAAAUUGCGUUGAGCACCAUGAGGUCUCAGGUUCAAUUUCCAACGGAGACAAACACUAGUUGAUUUCUUUCCAUCUGAUCUAGCCUUGGUGGACAGGGUUAGCUGAUACCUAUUGCUGGUGGGAGGUGGCAGGUUUCCUGUGGAAUCAGUCGAGGUGCACGUGCACGCAAGCUGGCCCGGACACCAAGGUUAUAAAAAAAUAAAAUAACAUACAUCAAGGCACCUCACGUCUAUCGGAAACAACCUUUCUACUUCUUUUGAGGUAGAGGUAUGGACUGCGUAUAUCUUACCAUCCCCAGGCCUCACUAUGUGGGAAUACACUGGGUUUGUUGUUGUUGUUGUAUCAAGGCACCUCACCCUGAAUAUGACGCGUCAAUUGAUCCAUCAUCAAGGCAAAUAGAAACGGGCUAAGCGUCGACCCUUGGUGCAACCCAUCUCGACUAGGAAGUGCUCUGAGUCUCUUUCGAUUAUACUUACCCUAGUAUUGGCUCCAUCAUACAAUUCCUUUAUCACCUUAAUGUAAGUCAUCUGGACACCUUUAGGCUCCAAGCAUCUCCAAAGGACUUCUCUCGGGAUUUUGUCGUAGACCUUUUCGAGGUCAAUGAACACCAUAUAUAAGUCCCUUUUUCUACCCCUAUAUUUCUCCACCAGUCUUCUCAGAAGAUGAAUCCAAUAAGGAUUAGAAUUAGUGUUACAUUUAAGAGUUGGUUGAUGGUCAAUCUAAAAUUUGUUAAUUCGUACAAUACUUGAUGCUUUAGGCCUUUUCUAGAUAUGUGCUACAACGGUAUUUAGGUGUGGUGAAAACUGGCAAGAGGUGAUGGUUUACAAUUAUAUUAUUUGAUUUACUAGGCUUGUACGCUGGUUACAAUGCGUCGCUUGCUUUUGUAUUUGUAAUAACUUAUCCUGUAUCCAGUUAAAUGUUGAUGCUCAAUCGAAAGAAAGAGCUAUCAGUGUUUUGCUUAGCCCAUGGCCCGGGAAUCCCUAGACAUAGAAAGAGGACACGAGCUAAUCUUUACUACAGGAGAAACUGGUCAAAAACACAGGGAG